AUUGAUUUAUUGAGAAACAAAAGACAAAACAGGACAAUAUUUAAUUGAGCUGUUAAGGGAUAGACAGAAUAGUAUCACAGAUAAUGAGAAGUGUCCCAAAUAUUAAAUAAUUACUUUCCUUUGGUUUUUACCAGGCAGCUUGAACAGAUAGCCAUGACAUUGGAUGAUGAGAUGAGCAAUAAGUGCAUUUAAAAUAAAGAAAAGGCAUGUAUUCAAUAAAUGAAACCAUCAUGAAGAAGAUAAAACUCCUCAUUUGGGAAGAUUGCAUUCAUACACUUUAAACCAUCUAAAGAACUAAUAUUAAAGGCAUCCUAUUAUUAUGAAUAUCUAGUUCAUGAUUCAUAUGUUUUAGAAUAUACCCUCAGUUUUAGAACAUAGCUUGUUCUAAGAACUUAAGUUCUAUCUAUAGAAAAUGAGUUAAUUGCAAUGUAAACAAGCUGGAAGAUUAUUACAUUUAAAAGAUCAUAAUAGAAGAGGUGGAGCUAUACAACAUCAGUUGGGGAAACAUAAACAAUGUACAACUGAAUUAAAAGAAGAAACAGAAAAUGCAAGUAGAAAGGGGAACAGGAAGGGGAAACUGAGAAGACAAAAAUUGGACCUAGUGUCUGGAAACCAUAACUUUUGAGAAGGGUGAAAUUGGUUGAGACUAUAUAAAGGAACACAGAGUCAUCAUGUAGUUGUUGCAGUUUGGGACUGGCGUAUACAGUUUGCAACUCACUGAGAAAUGAUAGCCAAAGUAAAUUACAAUUACAUUGACCUGGACUGUAAGCAGAACUUAAUGACGCACCAUGUUGAAUUUGGGUGAGGCUUUAUCUCAGUUUGAAUUCUGUGAGGGAACAGAAGCUGGAAGAUUGCCUAAUUUGAAACUCAUGGAAUAAUCUACAGUGUCUCACAAAGUGGCAAAGUAAAGCAAUCAGUUAAAUUAACUCUAAUCGGAAGUCUAUUAGAACAAGGGUAUGAGGUAUCUACAUCAAGAGAUAGCAAGUUAAAAUUUUACCCCUUAUAGUAAAUGAGAAUUGGUCACCAGAAGACUGUGACAUAGUUAAGGAUGAUUCUUGUAGAAAUAAAUAACUUUAAGAUUAUUUAUAAGAAAAUGCUUGGGGGAAACAAGGAUUAAACCUAAGACCUAAGCCUUGCAUAUGAGGGUAUAAAUUAUAGUGUUAACUCAAUCUCAUUUGCUUUGUUUAAUUUGUUCUGUAUACAAUAAAGGGUGUGUUUUGUUUAAAAAUAAUGUAACGUCUUGUGAUGUAGUUUUAUUGGUUAAAACAUGUUCAGAUUUCUCUUCAAAUGUUCAUAGUCCCUAAUUGGAUUUUAAUACUAUGUGUAUUUAAUAAUUUGUUAGAACAAAUGUUGGCGCCAUAAAACUGAGAGACAGCUGAUGUAAUUCCUAUAUUUAGGAUGGCUAACAGAACAUGCAAUGCAUUAUUGAUCACAAAGAUUAAUAUUGAUAGUGAGAAGAACAUUGGAAUCUCUACUAAAGGGCAGAAUAGAAGAAUAUUUAGAAACGAAAAAAGGCAAUCAACAUGUUUUUGUGCUGUAUAUCCUCUGCAAUCAUAUAAAACUCUCUUCAAAUUGUUCUAAUCAUGGUUUUUGCUUGAAAUAUUUUACUGACCACAAUGUAGAAAUUCUCAGAACAGUAUUAUAACAUAAAGUGAAUUUAAUUGAAGUUUGUUUAUAAUAUCAAAUUAAUGGGCCCUACUAGGCCCUACUAGAACAGCAUAGGUAAGCUGAACAGGUAGCAGAUAAAGUUCAAUGCAGAAUAAUAUGGGAAUCACCACCACCUGCAAGUUCUCCUAUCCACUCAUCAUCCUGCCUUGGAAAUUUAUUGCUGUUCUCUGAGUGUUACUGGGUCAAAGGCCUGGAACACCUUCCUGAAAAGCAUUGUGGGUGUGCCUAUACUAAAUGGACUGCAUCAGUUUAAGAAGGCAGCUCACCAUGACCUUCUGCCAACUAAGGAUGGGCAAUAAAUGCUGGCCCAACCAGUAACACCUAUAUCUUGUGAAUGAAUAAAAAUAAAGUUACAGCUUUGAAUAAAGAACAGUGAAAAUGGAAAUAUAUUAUAAAUGGAGUUGGGGAUCAAAAAUAUCUAUCGAGAUGUGCAAGAUUUGGAUUGGUGAGAUUGCAGGUCAGAAACAUGAAGACAAAAGAGGCUUUGGAUUUGGUAUAAUUUUAUAACUCAGGGAGCUUUGUAAAUAGUUGAAAAGAAAUGAUGAGAAAAAAAGAACUGGAUUAUAAUAAAUCUCCCAUUAAAGGACCAGCGUCAAUAUCGAUCUAAUGAAGAGUGGUCUUCUAUUCCAUAGUUUGGAUAAAAAUUAUUUAAUGCCUGGUCCAUUCUUUGUAAUUAACCCGGCUUUAUACGGUUAUACACAUUUACUCAGUUAUUUAAGCUUCCAAAUAUUGAAUAUUAUAUCACAAUUUAGCAAUAAUAUUAUUUGUACAGUUUUUAUCUCAUCGAUACUUGGUACACCAAAUUUGUCAAAUCUGAAGUUUCCGUACGGAUAUAAUUUGAUAUUACAUCUAAGGCAAUAUACCCAUGAACAUAUUCAGCAUUAUAUUCUACACUGCUAUUCUGGAGAUGGCUCAUAGCUUUAGUAUGAAUAGAAACAUCUCUCAAAGAAAUGGUCUGGGGAUGUUCUGAUGUUCCUCCGAGCUUUUACUAUCAGAAUAAAGCGCCGUUUACGGUAUGAUUAGCCAAGAAUCAUAAAUGAGCAGGGUCAUGUGGUUUCGCCUGUGUGCAUUUUCAUGGUUGCAAUCCCACCAACAAAGCAGGAUCUGAGAUUAACUGCGCUUUAAACGUUACCGGUUUCGAUGCUGAAAGCCUGAUAAAUAUCGGGGAGGGGAGUGAAAGGCUGAAACAUCUUUUGUACAAACAUCUCAAGCGCCUGGAAGCUGCGUAAAUCCCCCCCGGGGGGUGCGCGUACGUCGGGGGCAUUAGGGCGGGUUUUGGCAUCUAAAUCUUUGCAUCUGAAUCUCUUGAUGUGGUUAUGUUUUCAUUCUUCGUGGCGCGAUAUUUCUUUCGAAACGUAGCCAGCGCACUGGGCGAUUUGAGUGGGCGACUGCCGAAGAUGAUGCGACCUUUAAAAGGCAGCAGGAUCGCGGAAGGAGUUUCGGAAAGUGUGUUCACAUUUCUGAAGUUCCUCAUCAUCUGGAUACUGGUACUUCUGGCAGAUUUCAUCCUUGAGCUCCGAUUUGAAUACUUAUGGCCAGGUUGGCUAUUUAUCAAGAGGGUUUAUAAUUCUUCACGAUAUCAGGGCCUUGCUUUUUCCAUACUUUUUGUAUGUGCAGCAUUUACCUCAGAUGUAUUCUGUUUUAUCUUCAUACCAUUGCACUGGCUUUUCUUUGCAGCCAGUACAUAUGUAUGGAUACAGUACCUCUGGAACUCAGAUAGAGGUGGUUGCUUAUCUACUUUGUCUCUUUGGAUACUAUUUAUUUAUAUAGAAGCAACAAUCAGAUUUAAGGAUUUAAGAAAUUUCAAUGUAGAUCUUUGUCGCCCAUUUGCAGCACACUGCAUAGGGUAUCCAGUGGUGUCUUUCGGUUUUGAAUUUAAAAGUUACGUUUGCUACAAAAUUAAACUAAGGAAACAAAAAGAAGUUAAAAAACAGAAUGAAUUCUUCAUGCAAAUUCUACGGCAGGCCUUACCUUUAGAACCACAACUGCAAACAAGACUGGACCAGAGUUUGGAAGAAGCAUUUAAAGCGCUUCCACUAUCCUCUCAAUACCAGCAUCCAACGAGAGCCAUUACAAUAGGGAAGAAAUACACUUUAGCCUUACCAGAACUGGAAUUUAAAGAUAAAGGCAAAGAGAAAGAGAAGGAAGUCACAAAACAAGCUGUCACAGCCAAUCACUGUUUACAAGCAACUGAUUCUAGAAUGACUGAUACAGAGUGUACAGAAAAUUACUUCAACAAGAAUUCAGAGUAUGAGUCAUCUGGUAGCACAGAAAAUCUACCCCAUGAUGAUUUAUGUGCUGAAUCUUCAAAGAUUUGCAAGCACUUAUCACCAAAGGCACAUGGUGCGUCUAAUGGCAAUGUGAUCUUUGCUAAAAAUGAGAAGAAGCAAAAGUGUUCAAGCAAAAACACAAGCAUGCGGAAAGGGAUAUUUGAAAAUGGCUCUUUAAAUAAUCAGAACAGCAAACCAGAGACUGUACUACGAUUGGAAAAUGAUAUAAAGAAGCUAAAGACAGACCUACAAACCUCUAGGCAAUCUGAACAGGAGCUCCGUUGUCAGAUUAAUCUACUGACCAACAGCAAACAAAAAAUACGAUCAGAACUUGUUCAGCUUCGACAAGAAAAUGAACUUUUGCAGACCAGAAUGCAUUGUGCUUUGCAAGCAAAACAGAAAGACAAACAGAAUAUCAUCUACUUAGAGAAAAAGCUUAGAGCAGAACUGGAUGGUCGAGCUCUGCUGGAGAAGCAGCUGAUGGACACAAAGAAGAGGAAAACAGAUGAAACUACAGUUAUUGCACGGGCAGUCUCAUUCAAUGCAUCCAUGAGAGGAGAUUGCACAGAGUCUCUGAAGAACAGAAUAAAAGAAUUGGAUGCAGAAUAUAAACAGCUGCAAACAGAGCUCAAAAUGAAAGAUGAACACCUAAGAAAAGUAGAGCAGGAGGUGCAGGAGCUUUGUAAAUAUAAGGAAAAUGAACAGGACACUGAAAUGUUGAUGGCAGCACUUUCAGCCAUGCAAGAUAAGACACAACACUUAGAAAUCAAUCUUAGUGCAGAGACAAGAAUUAAACUGGACCUUUUCUCUGCUCUUGGGGAUGCCAGGCGACAGCUAGAGAUUGCACAAGGGCACAUAAUCCAACAAGACCAGGAAAUUGAAGAACUCAAACAGAAGGUUGCUGAAGUUAUGGCAGUUAUGCCUGGGAUUAAUUACAGUGUUACACAUACACUUAGUCCUGCAACCUCACACUAUUCCUCUAAAUUUGUGGAGACUGUAAAUUCUGUUCUUGAUCCUAAUACUUUAAUGUACCAGCCACUGAAGAAAUAAAUGCACUAUCCUCCUUAUCUACCCCUCAGUUACCACACAUUUCCUAAUUACCCAUGGCUAAUGCUGGUGGAGGUGAUGUUUUUGUAUUCAAAAAUAUGGAUUUUUACUUUUUAUAUACUAUUUUGGGGUUUUCAGGUAUGAUCAAAUAGCAUUGGGGUGCUUUGAAAAUGAUUAGAUGAUUUAGAAUACCUAUAUAAUUUGAAGCAUUUAGCCAUUAUUGCAUGCUUCAAUCUGCCCAACACAUUACAACUUCAAUCCAGUGUCCUCAGUAACACACCUUACUGUUUAACUGGUACCAUUAUAAAUGCAUGACUAAUUCCAGCAUGUUACGAAUUUCUUUUAGUGCUUGAAAUAAUGGUCAAAAUUAACACAGUUCGCAUCAACAAAAAAUUCAUAGAAGGCACAGAGGUGACAGUUUUACAAUAAUGAUGUGAGAAUGUUAAAGCUAACUGUACUGAGAACACUGUUCUAACAGAGCAGGUCUAUUAUAUGCACUGUUGUAGAUCUUUCUCUAAGAUUUACCAAAAUCAUUGCCUUCCACCUUUGAACCACAAACAAGACAAUAACGGGUAACACAUUCCUCUAAAGAAAUAUGGCUUGUAACUUGCAAGCAAAACCUUUUAGAUGUUUAUAACAGAUAUUGUCUAGGAGAAACAACUAGCUUGUUUAUCAUUCCAUCAUAUGAAGAUUUUAUCAUGUGCUAAAUAUUAUUAUCGUUAAGUAGUACACUGUCACCAAAGACCAUUUAACAUCUAUGUAAUUUUUGUUCAACAAAUGGUUACUCUACCCUAUUUCUUUUUUCCUUGAUUCAACAUUCUUGAGCAGUUGAUCUUUCAAAUAUUGUUCUCACCAGUUAUCAUUAGGACUGCAUUCCAUUGUUGCACAGACAUACUUUGAUGUUCAACUUCUUUUAUACAACCAAUUAUACUUCUAACAUGAUCCAGUUGGCACUAGGCUCAUCCCAAAACCAUGCGUUUUAUAUCAUUUUUGUCAUUUAUAGCUUAUGUUUUAAUUUCAUUGUGGGGACUAAAGUCUGGUGCUAAUAAGUGAGCAAGAAACUAUGAUGAACAGUUAAAUGUGUUGAGUUAAUGAUACUACUUGAUGCAACAGUAUGAUGUCAGUUCCACAUUUUUAUUUACAUCUGCCUGUGACCUGAACAAUUAAUUUGAUAAUUGUAAACAAAAUCAGAAUACUGCUGGAAAUCUGAAAUAAAAAGCAAAAAUGUCAAAAGCAUGUCAGAAAGCAUCUGUGGAGAGAAACAGAAUUAACGUUAAAGACUAUGAUGACCUUCAUUGGAAUAGUUUUUUAAAAAUGUAUCUUAAAGUCCAUGUACAAUCCUGGGGAGAGAUUGUAGUGUAAAGGAAGAUAUCCUCACUGUUACUGAUGUCUUUCAACUGGUCCUUAUCUGGAACAUUUUACAUCGAAUGAUCUUCACUUAAAGAUAGUAUUGGAAUAAGCAUUUUUCAUUUAGCCUCCCAGUAUAAGAUGUGAUAUGUUGUUCGAUUCCAGUGUUGUCAUCAUAGGCCCAAUAAGCUUUGGAUAGUGCUCGCCAUUUAUGAUGUAACUAUAGUGAAAUAACAUGAUUUCACUUAAUGUUAAAUGUGACAAAAAAUUACCACAGUUUAUAUGGAUUUUAAAAAAAGAACUGGAGUAGCGAAGAGCAGAAUAACAGGUGUGCUUCUAUAUUAUUAUGGAACAAUUUUAGAAGAUAUUGAUUUUCUAUAAGAAUGUUCAGAGAGGACAGUUGGGCUGCAUAAUUUUGCUUUGCUUUUCAUCAGUCUAGCACAAAGUGAGCAGCAGCCUUAACUUAUAAGCAAAACUAUAUCUUGGUAUAUCCCUUUAGUAGUGUCUCAGUAAAAGAACAGGUGCAUGCUUUGUUUUGAAUCUAUCCAGUUUGCAUUAAUGACUUGUUCUGAUUUCAUUUUCCAAUUGACCUAUUUCAGUUAUUUCAGUGUUAAAUGUAACAUUCUUCACCAUAGUUAAGAAUGUAUAACAUGGUGUGAGGAGGUAGGGACGUAAUAAACUGAGUUCCGUUUAACUUACGGAAUAGGGGUGAUUUUGAGUUGCAAGAUUAAUUAACUUUCUGAUGCUUGUGACAAUGUGAGAGGACACAGAGUCAUUAUGAUAUAAUGCAUAAUGAAGCACAUCUCUAAUUUUCUAAAUUCUUUCAUUUCUGCUGCAAGCUUUGAACUAACUUUGGUCUAAGAGAUUUGAAUUCAAUUUUUGUUUAUUUUCUCGGGUGGAUUAGUUUCAGACCCAUUCUACAAAUAGAUGAGAAAGCAUUUUUGAAGUUUCCCUAAUCCUUUCAGUCUGGUUGGUGGGGGUAUUUCUGUCUUCAGUUUGAAAGCCAAAAGCUGGAAAGCUAGUAACAAUGGACUGGAUUUUAUGGGGUGAUGCAUUCUUUGCCUCCUGAUGGAAAAUUCAGUCUUGAAUUCACUGAAUCAGACAUUAGUUGUCCAGAGUCAUUCAGGAUGUGACUUCUGCAGAAGUUGAAUCAUAGAGAGGUGCUGGCUAAUCUGUGAAACAAUUCUUCAGAGAUUGGCAUUCCAUCACCAAUCGCCCUUUAUUUAUGCAUGCAUGGCCUUUGACAAUAGCACAAUUUCUCACUGAGUCAGGCAUUCAGAGGAGUGAAUAUCUCUGACAUUCAUCCUUUUAUGUCAGCCAGAGCUCCCUGAUUGGACCAGAUAAACAGCCCAAUCAGAGAACUGAUUUUUCACUGCUGAGACUGCAGCACUGCCCAAGGGGAAAGUGUUAUUGAGCUUGGACAUCAGGUAAGUUUGGGAAUUUGGAUGGACCUGCUAGCAGACCCCAGUGAAAGGGUGGAGAGUGGCAGGCUGUGUUUGGAGAGUCAAGUAUCAGAGCUGGGGAGUGAGAGGGAUGAGCUUUGGAGCAGUGAGGUAAGUAGGAGGUUGCCUCCAAUGGAAACAGAGGACUCCCCAAGGUGGUGGCUGUCUUUCCUGCCUGACAGCAAUAUAAACUGUCUGAGCCAUCCCCAACUGGCACAGUAAGCUUGAGGCAGAGUUGGAAAUGGUCACCUCAGUAGGCCCAAAAGUGGGUGAACUGUUUGACUCCUUUGAGAUCUAUUGUCUGCGGGAGACAGGUCAGAAAUAGGUGGGAAGGUGAUGAAAUUUCCCACCUUGUGCGAUCCCGAUCUUCAAAUAUGCUGGUGGAGCCAUGACAUCCAAAGGAAUGGAUCAAAUCCAUUUUACUGUUUCUUCCAGUGUUAUUGUGAAAAUUUACAAACCUUGACAAUUUCAAUGUUUUUAAGAAGGGUUUUUUCAAAAGUUGCAUUGUGAGUCAGUUUCUGAAAAUAAUGUUGGUAAUCCAUGCCUUUUAGUCUGUCCAUACAAUUUCAUGUGCCAAAACAUCAAAAUAUUUAAAAAUAUUAAAAUAUUAAUGGAUGAAACUAUUUUUAACCACUGGACUGAAUUAGAACCUUCACUCAUACACAUUGAUUCUAAUUCCGCUCAACAUUAUUCUCCAUUUUAAAGGCAGGCCAUAGAUAGAAAUUUUCAAAAUAGUUUCAAAUAAAGAUUUGUUAAGAUUUGUAAUCUUGGCUUGUUCAAGGGCUACAUGCCCUUGUAUUAGUUUCUCUGUAUUUUUACACAGCCUUUGUUUAGUUUGAUCCAUAUUUUGUGUAACUCUGUCAGAAAUUAUUUGUUGUUUGCUCUAUUUUACUGAUGUUUCACUUUGCACCUGAAUCAUAGAAUCCCUACAGUGUGGAAGCAGACCAUUCAACCCAUUGAGUCCACACUGGCCCUCUGAAGAGUAUCUCAACCAGACCCACACCCCCUACCCUGUCCCUAUAAUCCCACAUGUCCCAUGGUUAACCUACCUUACCUCCAUAUCCCUGGACACUAUGGGCAAUUUAGUAUGGCCAAUCCAUCUAACCUGCAUAUCUUUGGACUAUGUGAGGA
Molecule: messenger RNA, 8905 nt
Organism: Chiloscyllium plagiosum (whitespotted bambooshark)
Lineage: Eukaryota; Metazoa; Chordata; Chondrichthyes; Orectolobiformes; Hemiscylliidae
Product: macoilin-like
Biological process (GO): neuronal signal transduction
Cellular component (GO): rough endoplasmic reticulum membrane
Source: RefSeq, a predicted model, not a curated record